Molecule: messenger RNA, 294 nt
Organism: Strongylus vulgaris
Lineage: Eukaryota; Metazoa; Nematoda; Chromadorea; Rhabditida; Strongylidae
Source: the annotation of a GenBank genome assembly
AUGAAUAACAUAAAAACAAAAGAAGAUUUGGAACUGGAGUUCUCAAGUUCUGGCGAGAAGGAGAGGGCAAAAGAGGUCCUACUAGCUCGAUUACGAAAGGAUGGUUGGGUGACCGAGGUGAAAGCUAUGGCUCGACGGAUGAUAAAGGAAAGAGGCGUGGAAAAUGUGAAUCUUGAAAUGUUAUACGAUGAGCUGAAACAACCAGCGCGGCGACUGGUUUCCGAAGAUGCGAAGAAGGAGCUGUAUCUGAUUGUAAGAGAUUGGGUCGCUCAGCGAUGUGAUGUGGAAUUAUAA